Colletotrichum navitas is the source of this 1865-nucleotide messenger RNA. RefSeq names its product carboxylesterase. NCBI's taxonomy places the organism in Eukaryota, Fungi, Ascomycota, Sordariomycetes, Glomerellales, Glomerellaceae. The transcript is spliced from 2 exons. The record is from RefSeq and is a predicted model, not a curated record. Bases 9 to 1805 code for a protein of 598 amino acids.
UAGGGGGUAUGUAUUUCGUAUUUCACUUGACUAAAGCCAGGCUGGGCUAUGAUCUAAUCUCGGAGUCAAUCAGAAUCCGCUACGCAGCUCCUCCAACGGGGAAGCUUCGAUGGCAGCUACCUCAAGAACCAGAAGAAAACACCAGUAAUAAGAACAACAAUACAAGCGACAAAGCCACCAUAUCCGCCACUUCCGAUCCACCGCACUGCCCAUGGUCCCGCCGCUCCUUGCAGUACCCCAAAACAGCAUCCGAAGAGAGUAAUCUUGCUACCUUCGAUUUCUUUGGUGACGAGGACUGUCUCUUCUUGAAUGUUUUCGCACCAGCUGGUGCCGAAGAUCUUCCCGUAGUUGUGUGGAUCCAUGGAGGCGGAUAUGGCCUUGACUCGGCGGCGAAUUACGACUUUUCCACGCAGAUUGCGACAAACGAGAAUAAAUACCUCGCUGUUGUGAUCCAAUAUCGGCUCGGCGCUUUUGGCUUCCUGUCUUCGGCCGAUGUCGUGGCGAACGGCGUUGCCAAUGCUGGGUUACACGACAUGCUCCUCGCGCUCCAGUGGGUGCAGAAGCACAUUUGUAAAUUUGGUGGCAAUCCGAGCAAGGUGACUGUUGCAGGGCAAUCCGCUGGUGCUGGGGCGACCCUUCUACUAGCCACAACGGACGAAGCCGAAGGUCUCUUUGAUGGGGUGAUUGCAAGCAGUCCAUACCUUACCACCCAACCCCAGUUUGAUGGCGUCCGGCCUACAAAGGCUUACCACAGCCUAGCGGACCGUGUAGGCUGUUCUUCGACCAACGAAACUUCAUCCCGCUUUGCUUGCAUGCAGAACGUAGACUCGAUUACGCUUCAAAACGCCAGCGAUUGGGUGAGUACCCAGGGCUCAUUAUAUGGCCAUUGGGAAUGGAGACCCGUCAUUGACGGGAAGCUCCUCACAAACAUUGCCUCGAGGCAUCUCGGUUCGCGACCAGACAGCGUCAAGGGCGUCCGCCUGCUCACCAGCAAUGUCGCAAAUGAGGGCCCGUAUUUCACUUGGCAGAACAUCACGUCUCAGGCGACUUUUGUCGAGUUCCUGACGAGCUACUACCCCAAGCUAACCGCAUCCAACGUGACUGAAGUCCUCGCCCUGUACACGCAAAAGUACGAGGAUUUCAUCAUGGCUAAUUCGAAAGACGUGAACAACACAGACCCCGGCUUCGAUACAGACGGCCGCAACGCGCCCUUUGCCACCACCAUGUCCAACUACGCCGUGGGCUGGCAACAAGUAGCUAACAAUUUCUACGCCGAGGCUACGUUCGUAUGCCCUUCACACUGGCUCGCCGAUGCAUACGCUACCAAAGCUGGAGGCAGAGCAUGGCGCUACCAGUUCAGUGCUUCACCCGCCUACCAUGGCUUCGACGUGGGCACCGGGUCUGGUUACGAUGUACUCCUCGCGCCAGUGGAUACCCCCAACUCGACCGUUCCGAGGUCCCUAAGACGCGCGCUGCAGACCGCUUGGGGCGACUUCAUUGUGAACGGGGCGCCGACCUUGCGGGAUACUGCUGGCCCGAGCACGGCCUUUUGGCCGCAGUGGAAAGAAGGAGGAGAAGGAGUAGCCAGCAUGCUGAAUGCAAAUGUGACUGGCGGUGUACUGGUCGAGAAUGAUUCAUCCUUUGACGGCAUGGUUACUUUACACAUCACUAGCCAUAUGCCCGGUGAGUUUGAUUCCCCACCUUUGCAGGCAGUCUUUGAAAUUGCAGAUGGUGAUACCUGGGAAGAUGGUCGAGGGAAGCGAUGCUCCAUGUUAGCCGAGUUAAGCCCUUGGAUGAACGAGUAGAGUUAAAUACGACAUUUGAAUGUCCACUGCGACUCAGUUUAGAGCAUUAUUUCAAUCGUG